Molecule: messenger RNA, 200 nt
Organism: Amoebophrya sp. A120
Lineage: Eukaryota; Dinophyceae; Syndiniales; Amoebophryaceae
Source: the annotation of a GenBank genome assembly
AUGACGAGUUCGAGUCGUACCUCAAAGCGGAAUCGGAUACGCGGAACAAGAUUGUCAGCCUCGAAGCGGCCGCAGACGACAACGAGACCUGCGAAGUCACCGGAAAUUCACCACAGCGAAGCCCUCACAAAAAAUCUUUCGUGGGAAUUGGAACGCCUUCACCAAUUGCUCUUGCUGCUCUGCGGCUGCAACCAUGGCGC